Magnolia sinica is the source of this 1388-nucleotide messenger RNA. RefSeq names its product 1-(5-phosphoribosyl)-5-[(5-phosphoribosylamino)methylideneamino] imidazole-4-carboxamide isomerase, chloroplastic. The record is from RefSeq and is a predicted model, not a curated record. The transcript is spliced from 9 exons. Lineage: Eukaryota; Viridiplantae; Streptophyta; Magnoliopsida; Magnoliales; Magnoliaceae. Gene Ontology annotation, cellular component: cytoplasm. Gene Ontology annotation, biological process: L-histidine biosynthetic process; L-tryptophan biosynthetic process. Gene Ontology annotation, molecular function: 1-(5-phosphoribosyl)-5-[(5-phosphoribosylamino)methylideneamino]imidazole-4-carboxamide isomerase activity. The coding region runs from base 90 to 1040 and encodes 316 amino acids.
CCGUCUCAUUCUCCCGCAAUUUUCCGAACAAGGAAGCUCUGCUGCUCGUGCGGACAUUUCUCUCUGAAAUACCAAGCAUCCAUCGCAACAUGAGAAUCGGUACACGUCGGGUGUUUGGAGACAUCUCUAGUCCCAACCUCAGCUCUCUCAACGACUAUUCUCUUCUUCCAAUCCACCAUCCAAAGAAUCAGAGCUUCAUUUCAGUUUUACCAACACAAGGCUCCAGAUCUCGACCGUCCAUUCGAUGUGCCGUCCGUUUUCGACCGUGCAUUGACAUACACAAGGGGAAAGUGAAGCAAAUUGUGGGAUCCACCCUCCGGGAUUCAACUGAGGGCACAUCGACUCUCAUAACCAAUUUUGAAUCAGACAAGUCACCAGCAGAGUUUGCAAAUUUGUACAGACAGGAUGGACUUACAGGUGGUCAUGUUAUAAUGCUUGGUGCAGAUGCCUCAAGCAAAUCUGCGGCUGUUGAAGCCUUACAUGCAUAUCCUGGCGGUUUGCAAGUCGGGGGCGGAAUUAAUUCAAACAAUUCUUCAAGUUAUCUAGAGGAGGGGGCUAGCCAUGUGAUCGUAACAUCGUAUGUAUUCAGAGAUGGACAAAUGGAUCUUGAAAGGCUCAAACAUCUCGUCCAUAUGAUUGGGAAACAUAGGCUUGUAUUGGAUCUCAGUUGUAGAAAGAAGGAUGGGAAGUAUGUGAUUGUCACGGAUAGAUGGCAGAAGUUCAGCGAUGUAUUUCUUGAUGAGGGAACAUUGGAUUUUCUUGCCUCCUAUGCUGACGAAUUUUUGGUUCAUGGAGUUGAUGUUGAGGGGAAAAGGUUAGGAAUUGACGAAGACCUCGUUGCAUUGCUCGGCCGGUGCUCACCUAUCCCGGUGACUUAUGCUGGUGGGGUGACUACAAUGAUGGACUUAGAGAGGAUAAAGGUGGCAGGCAUGGGUCGCGUAGAUGUCACGGUCGGGAGUGCACUAGACAUUUUUGGAGGGGAUAUAGCAUACAAAGACGUUGUAACUUGGCACGAAGAGCAGCAGGCCUUGGCAGUUUAGUAGGUAUUGGAGCUGGUAAUGCACUGGGCUGGACCCUUGGUUUUUCGGGCGCUGGCUAUGGGCCAUUGAUUUCUUGGGCAUGAAUUACCACUGGCCAGGUGGGUCUGGGGCUAUGUUUGUCUUCCUUUUAUAUUAAGUUCUGGCCUAAACUUUUAUAGAUGUAAUGGCAGGCCUGAGCAUGAAAUUCAGGCCUGAGCAAUUAAUUGGCUGGGCUCCUGAAAUCCAUGACAUAUAUAUUGAGUUUGGGUUGACUUUCACCUGGCCCAUCACUACCCAUAUCAAGCGCUACAUGAGUACGGCUUUGAUGGUGUGGAUAUAUUACCCAUUUUGAAAUUGAAAUACCAUAGU